CACACGCCUCAAAAAAAUUCCUUGUGCCUAUCUUUUUUAAUGUGAGAGAAGAGAGAAAGUUUCUACGCUAAAGUUCUUCAUCUUUGUAAAGGAGAUGUGGGAUGAGAUUUUCAAGAUCAUGCAAGAAACUGAAAUUGAUGUGAAGGCUAAGAAGGCAAACACAUUCACUACUUAUGACUCAUUCAAAGCAAAGCUGGGAGAAUCACUGGAGGAUAACUACAUUCGCUUUCUGAGACUAAUCAACGAGAUGGGGAAGAUCAACGUUCAGAAGUUCAAUAUGGAGCUGAAUGUGAGAUUCUUGUCAUCUCUAGCCCCUAAGUGGAGGAAGGUGUUGUUGACAUUAUAUCUCCCAACAAAUUUUGUUCUCAGAAUUGCAUUACAACAACGAUUCAGAUGAAAGUUGGAAUAUUUACAUGUGUACUGUGUGAUAAAACUCAAGCGACUGAAUAUGUGGUGAUCUUUCUUAAAUUAAUAGUGCUUAGUGCAAUGCAUUCCAGUCAAGUGAACAAGUCAAAACCUCUAAAGGCUAAACAGAACUACAAAAUUAAAGUUGCCAAAC
Molecule: messenger RNA, 559 nt
Organism: Cuscuta europaea
Lineage: Eukaryota; Viridiplantae; Streptophyta; Magnoliopsida; Solanales; Convolvulaceae
Source: the annotation of a GenBank genome assembly